AUGUCUGAUACGUCGUUACCAGUAAGAGAUUGGAGCUGUUCUUAUUACGAUGCAACUACAAAGCGUUGGUUAUCUGGAAUUUUUCGCUUGUUUUUGUCACGAUUGAAUUUCAUUCCAAAGUGUGUGGGACGUGCCACGCCCAUCUCUCUGCCAUUCCACGCGAUUCGAGCAGUUGAGAAAGAAACGACGACGCUGAUAUUCGGAGCUAUUACAAUAAAACUGAGAGACGGCGUCAAACACUGGUUUUCAUCUUUCGAAAGCCGCGAAUCAACGUUUUUCGUUGUCGUUCAUUUUUGGAAGAAUUAUUCGCUUUUGAAAGGUGAAAAUUCGAUAGAUGCUAUUGUUACACGUCCUGGAGAGCUUGCAGCUCUUAUAGUUGACGCUCAGAAAACCCUAGAAGGUGCAGCGUCUGAACUUCACUCACAGGGUCGUCAACUGGAUCAAGCGUCCCGGAUGAUGAAUGACAUUCAUUCAGAUUUAGAUGUUGUGGAAGGUAUACUGAAGGAUAUGGGUUCUUGGCUGGACACGUGGAAGGCGGCUGAUGAGUUAGUGCAUUAUGUGAAGAACCAGCGUAAGUCAAAGAAGAAAGGGGAUUUUGAUGGGAAAUUUCCGGUUUUGUUUGAUAUCAAAUUGAAGAGUGUUCACCGACCGGGACAUCUAGUGUUCAGAUCAGGAAGAAGGAAUAAUCUUAUCAUCUAUGACGAACGUCAAAAAGAAAUGUUUCAGAUUGAAGCAGAUGCAAAGCUCUCUCUUACAGCACAUACACCAUAUCACUUUACCCUCACCAACAACAACGCACCACGUGGAUCAAAUGCCGCAAUUAGCAUCAUCUCUGUUGUAGCCAUUGCGAUUAUCGAAGACAUAACGAAAACAUUUCGUACAGAAAUCGAAUACGACACCCCACCUGAAGCAGCAGACGAUCCGGAACUUGAGCAGGAAUCCGACUACGACACAAAACCAUCAGUCGGCGAAUUACCUCUUCUCAGCUGGACCGAAGCAGCUGAAAGUGAGUGGACAAACGAGGCACCGCGACUCGAACAUCACACAUCCGGUCAUCAUCAGAUGCAAGCUCAAGCCGUGAUGAGAAAACAGGCAAGAGACGAAGAGUUGAAUUUGGUGUCUCAGGGUCUUGAGAAGAUGAGGCAGUUGGCUACGAAUUUAGGUGAGGAGACCGACAUGCAGCUGGAGCUGUUGGAUCAGUUGGAUGUGUCAACAGACAAGGCGACUCAGAGAAUGAAGGAAGCAUCCAAGAGAACUCGAGAUCUUGCAAAAUGACCGUUUACUGGCAUGUUUUAUUACUUCCUACUUUGCUGCGUCAUUAAUCGUCAUGCUAGGUACAAUACAAAAUAUAUUAAUUAAUUAAUUAAUUUUAGAAGACGCA
This is a messenger RNA of Corticium candelabrum, 1381 nucleotides long. Its product is annotated as synaptosomal-associated protein 47-like. Lineage: Eukaryota; Metazoa; Porifera; Homoscleromorpha; Homosclerophorida; Plakinidae. The transcript has 2 exons. Gene Ontology annotation, cellular component: SNARE complex; plasma membrane. Gene Ontology annotation, molecular function: SNAP receptor activity; syntaxin binding. Gene Ontology annotation, biological process: exocytosis; synaptic vesicle priming; synaptic vesicle fusion to presynaptic active zone membrane. The record is from RefSeq and is a predicted model, not a curated record. Bases 1 to 1275 code for a protein of 424 amino acids.